AUGCCUUCGUGGUCCUCCCGCAUCCUUCACGGCACUCCCCAGCCAGCCUCUUCUCUGGAGCGCAAUCCUACAGCAACGACCUACUACAGCCCGAACGCCGCCUUUCCUACACUACAUUCGCCGAGCCGUAAUCCACCGCAGCCGCAGCCUAAGCCGGCCAAGGCUAGACAGCAUGCCCGAUCUAUAAGCCACCCGUUUCCCGGUUUGUUCAGCAAGAAGAAAAGCAGCGGCAACCUGAGCAGAGCUUUCGAUCAGGACGCGACGGGAGACGAUGGACACACCGCGGAUCCCGACGGAUCAGCAUUUGACACGAUGCCUCGCGGGAACGCACCCAACAAGGCCGAAGAUGCAGAUCUCGAAACUGGGAAAUGCAUGACCUGCGACUCCAAGGUUAGAUGGCCGAAGAAUCUCAACGUGUUUCGGUGCGCAGCCUGCCUUAUGAUCAACGACCUUGAGCCCGCCAGUCUCUGCAAUGCUGCCUCGAUAGGACAAGACCAGCAAAGCGCAACCCAGCCGGCAAGCAGGUCAGGGGCACACACGCGCCCUGUUCUAACCCGCAGAGGUCAGCUUGAACCGACGGUUAUCACGACUUCUACUGACCGUCAAGCAGCCCUACCUCUGUCUGUGGAGACCGCCAGAAGAAUCAUCGAUAAAUGCUUGACCGACUACUUGCAAGCCCGAAUUGCACGGCCCGAGCUGAGCCACUCUCCUUCACGACGGCCAUCUGCCGAUCCGAAUACCCUAGAGAACCAGCUUUCAACGAGCGCUAGGCCGCUUCCCGGACCACAGAGGCUGCAACAUAAGCCGAACUUUGCGCCUGACACCCCACCCAUAUCACUAUCACCACCCGCGCUUGAAGACGACCGCAAUGUAUUCGAUGCUGCGCUAGCCCCUUCGCCAAAGGCCUUACCCUCUCCUACUCGAAGGCGACCAGCAGGGAUUCCAUUACCAAGCCCUGCUCCCGCUGAACACAUUGAUGCUCGAACGAAUACUCCUGCUAGACCAACCCGCAAACCCCCGCCACCGCCAAUUCAGAGACCAGGAACUGCCACCGAAUCUACCUGCUCUGCGGGCCCAUCGUGGGACAACCAUGGCGCGAGACCAAUACCAAGCCCCGGUCUACCGCUGGAGCCAAGUCCACGGCUAACGGCCGAACAGAUCGAGCAGCGGCGCCGCCACGACAGUAUCAAAAUUGUCUUCAAGCCCUUGGAAGAUCACAUUAUCAGCAGCUUUGGCAGCUUCGAUUGCCUCAACUCGUCUUUUUCAACGGCACGACCAAGCAACGGCGGCCGCACACGUAGCGAAGGGUCAGCAACCAUAGCUGCUCCGGCUGUCGAGCUUUCGCAGUCUGAACGCCCUGGCAUCCCGUUCUCCGAGCUGGACGCGAAGACGCUUCUGCUUGGUGAUUUCGCUGAGAACGGAUCUUGGUGGAGCGGGUUGGAGCGCAACCGAUCUGAUAAAACGUUCCAUCGACGUGGGUUGACUGUUAAUAAUCCACGACGCACCGUAACUUCCCGAUCGCCCUGUAUUGCUUGGUCAGACCUUGCGCUUUGGUACGACACUAUCCUGAGAGCCGGUCAUUCGUGGUUCGACAAGCUCUCCAUCGUUAAGGCGUCCUUAUCGGAUACCGAGAUUGAACGUCUGAACGAAGCAGAGUUGCAUAGCAUAAGUGAAGAAAUUACAGAAGCCAGAAUACAUGCCCAGAGAACGCUGCUGAAGGUUACGGAGAACCUCCUCAAGCGUCCGGGGCGACCGUUGCAAGAACCAGAACACAUCCGAUUUCUAUUAAUCAUACUGUCGAACCCCUUGUUGUACCCAUCGAACGCCACGCGCUUUGCUCUAGGGCCAGAAGGUCAAGAGAACUACCAUCGCGCAGCCCUGGACCAGUCGAAGAGUUCUGGUAGUCCGGGUCGAUCUCCAUCGCAAAGACAGCCAAAUUCAGCCAAGCGGGAUGUCGGACAGCACUCCGGCAUCGUCAAAAGAAUCUUGGGGCUUAUGGCGAACCUCCCCAACGAAUGCCACCGCCACCUUAUUACCUGGUUCUCGAGGUUGGAGGAGAAUCACUUUCGUCGGCUGGUCGAUCUAGUCGGCAGCUUUGUCACCUAUCGCCUGACUCGCCAGCAGGGCCGUAAUAGGAGUCACAGCCAGACCCUUGGCGGCACUCUGGUGCCAGAUCUUACAAGCAUGGGGCCAAGCGGCACCUCGGCGCAGCUACACGCUGCAUUAGGGUUUCCAUCAGCACUGAAAAAGGCCGAUGAUGGGAAACCAGAACCGAUGGUGUACAGCGACGACUGGCAGCUCAAGGUCGCAUCUAAGGUCAUGGCUCUCCUCUUCGCCGCCAACAACAUCUAUUUCAACAAGAGGUCUGACCCUGUGAAACUUCCGCCGUCCGUCGCCGGCCAGCCAAGCGCUGGCCUUGCUGCGUGCCAACGAGCCAGAAGCCACGGUCAGUUGCUGCCGACCUCUGGCUUCUACAAUACGCUAUUGGACUAUUCGGACCUGAUUGGUGACUUUGAGGCCUGGGAAUCUCGCCGCGGUCGCUUCUCCUUCUGUCAGUAUCCCUUCUUCCUAUCGAUCGGCGCCAAGAUCCGUAUUAUGGAACACGACGCCCGGCGUCAAAUGGAGAACAAAGCAAGGGAAGCCUUCUUCGACAGCAUCAUGAGCAGUCGGCAGGUGGAGCAGCAUUUCCACCUGCGCGUCCGCCGAGAAUGCAUGGUAGACGACAGUCUUCGCCGCAUCAGUGAAGUGGUCGGUGGCGGUCAAGAGGAGAUCAAGAAGGGACUUCGAGUGCAGUUUGUCGGUGAAGAAGGCGUCGAUGCUGGUGGACUGAGGAAGGAGUGGUUCUUGCUCCUAGUUCGGGAUAUCUUCGAUCCCAAUCACGGCAUGUUCGUAUAUGACGAGGACUCGCACUUCUGCUACUUCAAUCCGAAUUCAUUCGAGACAUCCGAUCAGUACUUCCUUGUCGGUGCCCUUCUCGGUCUCGCUAUCUACAACUCCACCAUCCUCGACGUAGCUCUUCCCCCUUUCGCGUUCAAGAAGCUGCUCGCAUCAGCGCCCAAUUCUACUACCGCAGUGCCCUCUGUCCGCCAACCGUUGCACUACACGCUUGAAGAUCUCGCCGAGUUCCGGCCCGCCCUCGCCCGCGGCCUGCGCGCCCUCCUCGACCAUGACGGCGACGUCGAGAUGGACUUCUGCCGAGACUUUGUCGCAGACGUCGAGCGGUACGGCGCAGUAACACAGGUACCUCUGUGCCCGAAUGGAGCGAAGAGGCCGGUCACGAACGAGAACAGACAAGAGUUUGUCGACCUCUACGUUCGCUACCUUCUCGACACAUCGGUGUCUCGCCAGUUCGAACCCUUCAAGCGCGGCUUCUUUACCGUCUGCGGCGGCAACGCUCUCUCCCUCUUUCGACCAGAGGAGAUCGAAUUACUGGUCCGCGGCUCAGACGAACCUCUCGAUGUCGCCUCAAUCAAAGCAGUCGCUGUUUACGAGAACUGGCGCGACGCCUCUAACCAUAAGAUCCCGCAUCCCGAGGAGACCGAGCCGGUGAUCCGAUGGUUCUGGGAAUUCUUUGGCGCGGCGGACGCAAAGGACCAGCGCAAGAUUCUGAGCUUCAUCACCGGCUCGGACAGGAUUCCGGCAGUGGGCGCGACGAACCUGGUCAUCAAGAUCACUUGUCUUGGGGAGGACUGCGAAAGGUUUCCCGUUGCGAGGACUUGCUUUGAUAUGGUGCAGCUCUACCGGUACAAGAGCAGGCGGAAGCUGGUGGAGAAGCUUUGGAGGGCUGUGUGCGAGAGUGAGGGGUUUGGGCUGAAAUAG
This is a messenger RNA of Coniosporium apollinis CBS 100218, 3819 nucleotides long. RefSeq lists its product as uncharacterized. Lineage: Eukaryota; Fungi; Ascomycota; Dothideomycetes. The transcript has a single exon. The coding region runs from base 1 to 3819 and encodes 1272 amino acids. Gene Ontology annotation, biological process: protein polyubiquitination. The record is from RefSeq and is a predicted model, not a curated record. Gene Ontology annotation, molecular function: ubiquitin protein ligase activity.